Acanthosepion pharaonis is the source of this 1203-nucleotide messenger RNA. The record is from the annotation of a GenBank genome assembly. NCBI's taxonomy places the organism in Eukaryota, Metazoa, Mollusca, Cephalopoda, Sepiida, Sepiidae.
AUGUGUUUCCACCACUUCUUCGUUCGUUCCGCUACUGUUAUUUCGAAAGGGAAAGAGUAUGGAAUGUUGAUAAAUCGAACAGCAAAUAAUGCAAACUUUUUGUUGAAUCACAGUCCUCGCCCCGUUUCUUUUUAUUCGUCUUCUUAUUGCACUUUCAGUUUCUCUACUCAAGCUACUACUGCAACAGCAUCUGGUACUGCCUAUAACUUGUGGUGGAAUAACCCUCACUGUCACUACUACUACCACACACAGCAAAACAGACUAAAAACUAUAAACAAGAACGGUUACUACAUUCAGACACAGUUAUUGCAUACCAGCCGGGUUGACAACAUGAAGUUUGUACAAUUUCUUAGGACUUCUAAUGGGACCCAAACACGCGGCCUUGGUGUUGAGCUGCCCCUUUCAGACGAGAUUGUGGACUUGUCUGCAGCUGAUCCCACAAUACCCACAGAUAUGAAGACCUUUUUGGAAGGAUCCCGGACACACCUGGUUACGGCCUUACGAGCUGUGGAAAGUAACACGGAUCGAAUAAAGAAGGAAGAUGUUCAAUUGCUGGCUCCAAUCACCCAACCUGAUAAAUUAAUUUGUAUUGGAAUGAAUUACCAAGACCAUUGUGCAGAACAGAAUGUCAAGGUUCCAGUUGAACCAGUUAUUUUCAGCAAGUUUUCAAGUUGUAUUAUUGGACCUCACGAUGAUAUCCCUUACCCAGAAGAAACAGAGGAACUUGAUUGGGAAGUGGAACUGGCAUUUGUCAUUGGAAAAGAAGGGAAAAAAAUUGCUGCUAAAGAUGCUAUGUCUCAUGUAUUUGGUUAUACUGUGGCACAUGAUGUCAGUGCUAGGGACUGGCAGAUGAAAAAGAAUGGAAGGCAAUGGCUUCUAGGUAAAUCUAUGGAUGGGUUCUGCCCCCUUGGACCCUGUAUAGUUAUGAAGGAAAAUAUUAUGAAUCCUGAAAAUCUUGGAAUAAGAUGUUCGGUAAAUGGAAUCAUCAAACAAGAAAGUAACACAUGUAAUCUUGUUCAUGGAAUUGAGAAAUUAGUUGUUUAUCUUUCAAGAUUCUUCACUUUGAAACCUGGAGAUGUGAUUAUCACUGGAACUCCUCCUGGGGUUGGUGUUUUUAGGAAUCCACCAGAAUUUUUGAAGAAAGGUGAUGUUGUCACAUGUGAAAUUGAUGAGAUUGGAUCAAUCACCAACAAAAUAAUCUGA